Molecule: messenger RNA, 2562 nt
Organism: Mya arenaria
Lineage: Eukaryota; Metazoa; Mollusca; Bivalvia; Myida; Myidae
Product: crooked neck-like protein 1
Exons: 16
Coding region: 95-2200 (701 amino acids)
Biological process (GO): spliceosomal complex assembly; mRNA splicing, via spliceosome
Cellular component (GO): precatalytic spliceosome; Prp19 complex; post-mRNA release spliceosomal complex
Molecular function (GO): protein binding
Source: RefSeq, a predicted model, not a curated record
UAAAUACUCGAAUUGUAAACAAGAACUAACGUUUUAUCAAUCAAACUUAAAAUAUAUUUUAGUUAACCAUUGAAACCUAAAAACAGUUUCCAAAAUGAUUGAUCCAGACAUGGAAUCGAAGGAGGAUAAAAGAAAAAUGCCGAAAAUAACAAAGGUGAAGAACAAGAUGCCGGCUCCUGUACAGAUAACAGCGGAACAGCUGCUGAGAGAAGCCAAGGAGAGAGAGUUGGAGCUUGUUCCACCGCCUCCAAAGCAAAAAAUAUCUGAUCCUGAUGAGUUGCAAGCCUACAGACUUCGCCAAAGAAAGAUGUUUGAAGACAAUAUUAGAAAGAACAGAGGGCAAAUAACAAACUGGAUCAAAUAUGGUGGAUGGGAAGAGAGCCAGAAGGAAGUACAGAGAGCAAGGUCGGUGUAUGAGAGAGCGUUAGAUGUUGAUCAUAGGAACAUCACACUGUGGUUGAAAUACGCCGAAAUGGAGAUGAGGAUGAGACAAAUCAACCAUGCCAGGAAUAUCUGGGACCGAGCCAUCACAGUUUUACCCAGGGCAAAUCAGUUCUGGUACAAAUACACAUACAUGGAGGAAAUGUUGGGAAACAUUGCAGGUUGUCGCCAGGUGUUUGAACGCUGGAUGGAAUGGGAGCCGGAGGAGCAGGCGUGGCACUCAUAUAUCAACUUUGAGCUACGCUACAAGGAGCUUGACAGGGCAAGGAUGAUCUAUGAGAGAUUUGUUAUUAUCCACCCUGAGGUAAAGAACUGGAUAAAGUAUGCCCGGUUUGAGCAGAAGAACAGCUAUAUCAACAGUGCACGCAGCAUCUAUGAGCGGGCGAUUGAAUACUUUGGGGAGGAUAAUAUGGAUGAAAAACUCAUCAUCGCUUUCUCAAAGUUUGAGGAGGGACAGAAAGAGCAUGAGAGAGCGAGAGUGAUUUACAAAUACGCCCUUGACCAUCUACCGAAAGACAAGUGCCAGGAGAUCUACAAGAACUACACAGUCCAUGAGAAGAAGUUUGGAUCUAGAGCAGCUAUAGAAGAUGUGAUAGUUAGCAAGAGGAGGUUCCAGUAUGAAGAGGAGGUGAAGAGCAACCCAUUAAACUAUGAUGCCUGGUUUGACUACCUCCGACUGAUGGAAGAUGAUGGGAAUGUGGACCAUAUCAGGGACACAUACGAGCGUGCCAUCGCCAACAUACCCCCUGCCCAGGAGAAGCGUUUAUGGCGUCGCUACAUCUACCUGUGGAUAAACUAUGCCCUAUAUGAGGAACUGGAAAUGGAGGAUGCGGAGAAAACCCGCGCCGUCUACAAGGCCUGUCUUGACAUCAUUCCACACAAAAAAUUCACAUUCGCCAAGAUCUGGCUUCUGUUUGCGCAGUUUGAACUGCGACAGAAAAACCUUGUUAAUGCUAGAAAAAUUUUGGGUGUUGCAAUAGGAAAAUGUCCAAAGAACAAACUGUUCCGGGGCUACAUAGACAUGGAACUACAGCUUAGAGAGUUUGAGCGAUGUCGGAUAUUGUAUGAAAAGUUUCUGGAGUUUGGUUCAGAAAACUGCACAACAUGGAUGAAGUAUGCUGAGCUAGAGACUAUACUUGGAGAUGCGGACCGUGCGCGGGCCAUAUACGAGCUUGCUAUCGCUCAGACCAAGCUGGAUAUGCCUGAAGUUCUUUGGAAGGCCUACAUCGAUUUUGAGAUAGAACAAGAGGAAUUUAACAACACACGGAACUUGUACAAGAGGCUGCUACAGAGGACCCAACAUGUCAAGGUGUGGAUAAGCUAUGCUCAGUUUGAGAAGACAACAGGAGAAGUUGAGUAUGUAAAGAACACUCGGCGGAUCUUCCAGGAGGCAGCAGCCACCCUCAAGAAGGCAGAGGAGAAGGAAGAGCGACUCAUGAUCCUAGAGUCAUGGCAGGCUUUUGAGGCUGAGCAUGGUGACGAUGAAUCUCGCAGUCGAGUGGAGAAACUGUUGCCUCAGAAGGUGAAGAAGAGGAGGAAGAUACAGACAGAUGAUGGGUCUGAUGCCGGCUGGGAGGAGUACUACGACUACAUAUUCCCAGAUGAGACUGCAGCACAGCCAAACCUCAAACUGCUGGCAAUGGCUAAGAAGUGGAAAAAGGCCCAGGACACUGACGAGACAGCGGAGGAGGAAGCAGGGGCAUCAAGGGAAGACAACCCUGAGGAGAGUCAUGUUGCCAUGGAAACUGAGGGGGACUGAAUUGUUUGCCCUAGAGAUUGUGUUGGAAUAUAUUGUGACUAUAACUGAUAGAGGAAAGCACUAGGCCUGGUGUCUUUGUUAUUGUUCCUCGCCACUUGACAAGAAAUCAUGUUACAACACUGAUGAAUGGAUAUAUAUGCUCUCAAAGAACAUGUCAGACUGUCCAUUUCUUCAUUUGAACACUACCACUUUCUCAUUAAAUUUCAUCAUUAUCAUCUUCAUAAUCCUCACUACAUCGUCUUCAUCAUCAUCAUCAUCAUCAUCAUCAUCAUCAUCAUCAUCAUCAUCAUCAUUGUUGUAUCUUUAUGUGGCAACAAGGUGUCUGUAUUACUAUCUGAUACAAUAAAUUAAAGAAAAGUAUA